Messenger RNA from Metarhizium album ARSEF 1941, 4035 nucleotides. Its product is annotated as ABC multidrug transporter Mdr1. The record is from RefSeq and is a predicted model, not a curated record. Gene Ontology annotation, molecular function: ATP hydrolysis activity; ABC-type transporter activity; ATP binding. The transcript has 2 exons. Lineage: Eukaryota; Fungi; Ascomycota; Sordariomycetes; Hypocreales; Clavicipitaceae. Bases 1 to 4035 code for a protein of 1344 amino acids. Gene Ontology annotation, biological process: transmembrane transport. Gene Ontology annotation, cellular component: membrane.
AUGGCUAAGAAAAUUUCGGAAAAGGGCAACUCGCCUUCCCAGUCCGAUUCCGAGAGGUCCAGCCGCCGCCGUCAAGAUUCCUUUGAUGGCCAAGCAACUCUACAGAACGAAAAGGAGGACCUGGACCGAGCCCUCACCAAUGCCGACUCCAGAGUGGUGGCUGCUCCUCCCCAGGCCGCCGACCUUGAGGACAUGUUUCGUCAUCUGCCGCCAGACGAAGCCCAAAUCCUGAGGCGCCAAACCGUCACGCCCGAACUGAAGCAGGGCGUUGCUGUUCUUUACCGAUAUGCCUCUCGCAACGACCUCAUCAUCAUGGCCGUAUCUGCCAUUUGUGCCAUUGCCUCUGGCGCUGCCUUACCACUCAUGACCGUCAUCUUUGGAAAUCUUCAGCGCAUCUUUCAAAACUACUUUUACGCACAAGGCCACAUGAGCUACGACUCCUUCAUGGACGAACUGAGCAAAUAUGUCCUCUACUUUAUAUAUCUCGGAAUCGGCGAGUUCGUUGUCACUUACAUAUGCACUGUGGGCUUCAUAUAUACUGGCGAGCACAUCAGCGCCAAGAUUCGCGAGCAUUAUCUGGAGAGCUGCAUGCGCCAGAACAUUGGCUUCUUUGACAAGCUCGGUGCUGGGGAGGUGACCACUCGCAUCACUGCCGACACCAACCUGAUCCAGGAGGGCAUCUCUGAAAAGGUAUCCUUGACUCUGGCGGCCGUGGCGACAUUCAUCACCGCCUUUGUGAUAGCCUUCGUCAACUAUUGGAAGCUGACACUUAUUCUCUCCUCCACCGUCUUCGCCCUCAUCUUGAACAUUGGUAUCGGUUCGAGCUUCAUGUUGAAGCACAAUAAAAAUUCUCUCGAGGCUUAUGCUCAGGGUGGAAGUCUUGCCGAUGAAGUCGUCAGCUCCAUCCGCAGUGCUGUCGCCUUCGGUACCCAGGACCGCCUCGCCAGGCAAUAUGACAAGCACCUUGGGAAGGCCGAGUACUUUGGAUUCCGUGUCAAGAGCUCCAUGGCCAUCAUGGUUGCCGGAAUGAUGCUCAUUCUUUUCCUCAACUAUGGCCUUGCCUUUUGGCAGGGUAGCCAGUUCAUUGUCGAUGGCACCGUACCCCUCAACAAGAUUUUGAUCAUCAUGAUGUCCGUCAUGAUUGGUGCUUUCAACCUCGGAAACGUUGCCCCCAACAUGCAGGCUUUCACUACUGCUGUGGCUGCGGCCGCCAAGAUCUUCAACACGAUUGACCGUGUCUCGCCUCUUGACCCCAGCGACGACAGGGGUGACAAGAUUGAGAACCUGCAGGGCAACAUCCGCCUUGAGAAUGUCAAGCAUAUUUACCCUUCGCGCCCCGAAGUUGUGGUCAUGGACGGCGUGACUCUUGACAUUCCGGCUGGGAAGACGACUGCCCUUGUCGGUGCUUCUGGCUCUGGCAAGAGUACCAUUGUCGGCCUCGUCGAACGAUUCUAUGAUCCGGUUCAAGGUGCCGUCUACCUCGACGGUCGAGAUGUUGGCAAGCUCAACCUUCGAUGGCUCCGUCAGCAGAUGGCUCUCGUGAGCCAGGAGCCUACCCUCUUCGGCACCACCAUCUUCAACAACAUCAGCCAUGGUCUCAUUGGAACUCAGUACGAACAUGAAGGUGAAGAGAAGCACAGGGAAAUGGUGAUUCAGGCCGCAAUAAAGGCCAAUGCGCAUGACUUCAUCUCUGCUCUCCCUGAAGGCUACGAGACCAAUGUCGGUGAGCGCGGCUUUCUCCUGUCUGGAGGACAGAAACAGCGCAGUGCUAUUGCCCGAGCUGUUGUCUCGGACCCAAAGAUUCUACUUCUUGACGAGGCCACAUCUGCUCUCGACACAAAGUCAGAAGGCGUUGUUCAGGCCGCCUUGGAGGUUGCUGCUGCUGGUCGAACCACCAUCACCAUUGCCCAUCGCCUGUCCACCAUCAAGGAUGCUCACAACAUUGUCGUCAUGAGUUCAGGCCGCAUUGUAGAACAGGGUACUCACGACGAGCUUCUCGAGAAGAAGGGUGCAUAUUACAAGCUCGUAUCAGCCCAAAACAUCGCCGCUGCGGAGGAUUCGACUGUCGAGGAAGAGGAGCAUCUAAAUGAGCAGCAGCAGGCGCUUCUUCAAAGGAUGUCCACAAACAAGAAAGGCCGGUUGACCAUGGAUCCCGAUGAAGGUAUCGCCAACAAGCUGCUACGCCGCUCGUCUACCCGGAAAUCUGUGUCUAGUGUUGCCCUUCAGAAGAACACGCCCGAGGGCGAAAAGAAGUACGGCCUGUGGACCUUGUUGAAGCUCAUCGCAUCCUUCAAUGCUGCCGAAUGGCACCUUAUGCUCUUCGGCCUGGUGUUUGCUGCCAUCUGCGGCGGUGGUAACCCUACUGCUGCAGUCUUCUUCGCCAAGCAGAUCGUCACCCUUUCGCAACCCGUUACCCCUGCCAAUCGCGACCAGAUCAAGAAGGAUUCAGACUUUUGGAGUGCCAUGUACUUGAUGCUUGCCCUUGUCCAGUUCUUGGCCUUCUCUGCCCAGGGCGUUGCUUUCGCCAUGUGCUCUGAGCGCCUGGUUCGCCGCGUCCGUGGCAGGGCCUUUAGAGCCAUGCUGCGACAGGACGUUGCUUUCUUCGACAAGGACGAAAACACAGCCGGUGCCCUCACAUCCUUCUUGUCCACAGAGACGACGCACGUCGCAGGUCUCAGCGGUGUUACUCUCGGCACCUUGCUCAUGGUCUUCACCACCCUAAUCGCUGCCUGCAGUGUUGGCCUGGCCAUCGGCUGGAAGUUGUCUCUCGUCUGUAUCACCACUAUGCCGGUUCUUCUCGGUUGUGGCUUCUUCCGAUUCUGGAUGCUUGCUCACUUCCAAAGACGAUCAAAGGCUGCGUACGCAUCGUCGGCCACCUUCGCCUCCGAGGCCAUUUCUGCUAUCCGUACAGUUGCCGCCCUUACACGUGAGAGUGACGUUUUGAAGCAGUAUCGUGACUCGCUCGCUGAGCAGCAGCGCCGCAGUCUGAAGUCGGUUCUGAAGUCGAGCACACUCUACGCCGCUUCUCAAGCUCUACUUUUCCUCUGCUUUGCCCUUGGUUUCUGGUAUGGUGGUACCCUUAUCGGCAGAGGCGAAUAUGACCUGUUUCAGUUCUUCUUAUGCUUCAUGGCCGUCAUCUUUGGAGCCCAGUCAGCCGGCACCAUCUUCUCCUUCGCUCCUGACAUGGGCAAGGCUCACCACGCUGCUGGCGAGCUCAAGACUUUGUUUGAUCGCAAACCCACUAUUGACUCUUGGUCCGAGGAGGGUGAGAGGCUUCCCAAGGUUGACGGAACCCUCGAAUUUCGAGACGUUCAUUUCCGAUACCCAACUCGCCCUGACGUUCCCGUUUUGCGCGGUCUCAACCUUACCGUCCACCCCGGCCAGUACAUUGCCUUGGUCGGCGCCUCUGGUUGCGGUAAGAGCACAACGAUUGCCCUCCUCGAACGAUUCUACGACCCCCUCUUUGGCGGUAUUUUUGUCGAUGGCAAAGAAGUCAGCUCCCUCAACAUCAACGACUACCGGUCCCACAUUGCCCUUGUCAGCCAAGAACCAACUCUGUACCAGGGCACUAUCAGGGUUAACAUUCUCCUCGGUAGCUCAAGCGAAGUCGUCUCAGACGAGGCUAUCGAGUUUGCUUGCCGGGAAGCCAACAUCUACGACUUUAUCGUUUCACUGCCUGAAGGUUUCAAUACAGUAGUCGGUAGCAAAGGCACACUGCUCUCCGGUGGUCAGAAGCAACGCGUUGCCAUUGCUCGUGCUCUCAUCCGCGACCCCAAGAUCCUCCUACUUGACGAAGCUACGUCGGCGCUUGAUUCCGAGUCGGAGCACGUUGUGCAGGCUGCCCUCGACAAGGCUGCCAAGGGUCGUACCACGAUUGCCGUCGCCCAUAGACUCAGCACUAUUCAGAAGGCCGACGUCAUUUACGUGUUUGACCAGGGCCGAAUUGUUGAGGCAGGCACUCAUUAUGAAUUGAUGAAGAAGAAUGGGCGGUACGCUGAGCUGGUCAACCUCCAAAGCCUUGCGAAGCAUGGAUGA